GUUUGGACUGAAGGAGCGUUACAGAGAAACAACACAGCAGCAGUUGGAAGAAAUGGCGGCUAGAAAUCCUCUUUCAGAAGAAGAGCUUUCAUGUCCUGUGUGCUGUGAGAUCUUCAGGGAUCCGGUGGUUCUGUCAUGUUCCCACAGUGUGUGUAGAACCUGUCUGCAGCAGUUCUGGAAGACUAAGGGCUCUCGAGAAUGUCCAGUUUGUAGAAGAAGAUCCUCUAAGCUUGAUCCUCCCUGUAAUCUGGUACUGAAGAACUUGUGUGAAGCUUUUCUGGAGAGCAGGAGUCAGAGAUCUUCAGCAGGGUCUGAGGGGGUCUGCAGUCUGCACAAUGAGAAACUCAAGCUCUUCUGUUUGGAUGAUCAGCAGCCUGUGUGUGUGGUCUGUCAUCUAUCAAAAUCACAUAAAAAUCACAAAUGCUGUCCAAUAGAUGAAGCUGUGACUGACUGUAAGACUAAACUCCAGACUGCUUUGGAGCCUCUACAGGAGAACCUGAAAGUCUUAGAGGAAGCUAAACGAGACUGUGAUCAAACAGCAGCCCACAUUAAGACGCAGACCCAGCACACAGAGAGACAGAUAAAGCAGGAGUUUGAGAAGCUUCACCAGUUUCUAAGAGAUGAAGAAGCAGUGAGGAUAGCUGCACUGAAGGAGGAAGAGGAGCAGAAGAGUCAGAUGAUGAGGAGGAAGAUUGAGGAGAUGAAUGAAGAAAUAUCAUCUAUUUCAGACACAAUCAGAAACAUAGAGAAGGAGAUGAAAGCUGAGGACAUUCAGUUCUUACAGAACUUCAAGUCUACAGAGAAACAAGUUCAGCGCUCACCAAAGCAUCCAGAGAAGACAUCAGGAGCUCUGAUCAAUGUAGCCAAACACCUUUCCAACCUGAAGUUCAGAGUGUGGGAGAAGAUGCAGGAGAUUAUCCAGUACACUCCUGUUACUCUGGACCCCAACACUGCCCACCCAAAACUCCACCUGUCUGAUGAUCUCACUGCUGUAGAAAAGAGAGACCAGAGAUCAUCAGUUCCUGAUAAUCCAGAGAGAUUUGAUAAGUACAGGUGUGUUCUGGGUUCUGAGGGUUUUAAUUCAGGGACACACUGCUGGGACGUCCAGGUUGGAGACUGUGAUGACUGGAUACUGGGUUUGAUCCCAGAAUCUGUAACAAGAAAGGGAGACUCUUUCUGGGAUUCACUGUGGGGUCUGGGUUACUAUAAAAGCGAUGAUGAAUACUGGAUAUGCUGCCCAGGACAGUCAGAACUCUCCCUCACCCCUAAAGAGAAGCUGCAGAGGGUCAGAGUGCAGCUGGACUGGGACAGGGGGAAACUGACCUUCACUGAUCUUCUAACCAACACACACCUGCACACUAUAACACACACUUUCACUGAGAGAGUUUUACCUCUUUUCUGUAAUGUGUCUGUUUAUCCUCUGAGGAUCUUACCAGUGAAGACGUCAGUAACAGUGGAACAGCACAGUUAAAGUUAACUCUGCUCAGAAUCAACAUUUAUACAGGUAGUGAGUUUAUUAUUAAAAUAUCAUUACAUUUAUAUUAGAAAUAAUGUAUCUGUACUGUGGGAGUGACUUCUGAUAUCAUUACAUUAGAAACAUUACUGGAGUGUGAUUUCACACGUUUUCAGGGUUGAUUAUAUUUUCUGUCUUUAACUGCAUUAUAUUAUAAUUAACAUAAGUUAAUUAACAUGUUGAUUAAAUAUCAUAUUUUGUUAUAUUUGUUUAUGUACCUGGUAAAAUAAACUAUACUAAAUUUUGAAUAAAGAAAUUCUAUUUGUAAUUAUUUUGUAAGAGUAAAACUUCAUAAAACUGUUUUAUGGUUAAUAGGUAAAGGAAUUAAGCAGGAAUUAUUGAAAGUGCUGAAAUAACACCUAAAUCACUUCUAUUAAUGACCAAGAAACACUGAUUAAUUAUUCAGUCUGUUAUAAGUUAUAUAUAUGUACACUCAGCACCCCAUCUUGGAAGGAAAAAACAGAAAUGUUGAAGAAAAUUGAAAUAACACAUGGUCAUAAGUAUUCAGACCCUCUGCUCAGUAUUGAGUAAAAACACCCACAUCCAUUUCUGG
Messenger RNA from Astyanax mexicanus (Mexican tetra), 2066 nucleotides. RefSeq names its product E3 ubiquitin-protein ligase TRIM35-like. Gene Ontology annotation, molecular function: protein binding; zinc ion binding. The record is from RefSeq and is a predicted model, not a curated record. Bases 53 to 1471 code for a protein of 472 amino acids. NCBI's taxonomy places the organism in Eukaryota, Metazoa, Chordata, Actinopteri, Characiformes, Acestrorhamphidae. The transcript has 6 exons.